AUGUCGUACCGCGACAAGCCAGAGGACGUGGUCGCCGCCGAAGAGUACGAGCUCGGUGCGCGCGACAACGAGCCCCUCCUUCCUCGGUAUGAGGACCAUGAGCGCCAGCCUUCCCCGUCCCCUGCCAACUCUAAGCGGCGCCAGCAGCGCCGUCGCCGUUUCCCGUUCCUCUGCCUCGGCGUCAGCGUCGCGUUCGUGCUCCUCUGCUUCGCCGGCAGUGCCGUGUACUAUAAGAAGAAUGGGGGCGACCUGAGUGCGAUCGAGGACAACAUUCCUGGACCAGUCAAGAGCUGGGCAGACACAAUGUUCGGCGACGUGGUUGGCCUCAACGACAACAAGCACUUCCCUACUGAUAUCGGAUACGCUGGACCGACGCCGACCGGCCUGGAGGCUGCACUCGUCGUCACGGCGCCGGCGUUCCCGCUGUACAGUGGCGUGGCACCUCUCAUUAGGCCUUCCACGGACCGCGAGGAUUUCGACAUGAUGCGCCACUGGGGAAACUUGAGCCCGUACCGCUCUGUCAAGAGCCACGGGCUCAAGAAGUCGAGCCAGGCCAUCCCGGACCAUUGCGAGCUCGAGGAGAUGCACUGGCUGCAGCGCCACGGUGCGCGCUACCCUACGUCUAAUCCUAUGGGCCCCGCUGGCCUGUCGGAGCGCCUGAAGAAGGGUGGCAAGUGGAAUGCGUCUGGCGCGCUCUCCUUCCUCAACGACUGGGAAUACAAACUCGGCGCUGAGCUGCUCACCCCCUUCGGCCGUAGCCAGCUCUACAACCUCGGUGUGGCCGCGCGCGUUAAGUAUGGCUUCCUGCUGGACCGGAUGAAGGACCGCCUCCCCGUGUUCCGCACCGAGACCCAGGACCGCAUGCUGCGCUCUGCCCAGAACUUCGCUGCAGGCUUCUUUGGUAUCCCGGCCGAGGACCAGUACAACCUUGAGGUCAUGAUUGAGUGGCCCGGGUUCAACUCGUCACUCGCACCAUACCACUCCUGCCCUAACGACCUCAAGGUCUACCCUCUUGUGCGCGCAAAGAUUGCCGAGUGGGACAAGGUGUUCCUCAGGAACGCGCACAAGCGGCUCCAGGAGUACAUGAAGGGCUACGAGCUCUCGCUGCACGACGUCAUCAACAUGAUGGACAUGUGCCCGUACGAGACGGUCGCGCUCGGUCACUCGGCGUUCUGCUCGCUCUUCACCGAGAAGGAGUGGCGCGGAUACCAGUACCGCAACGACAUCUUCUGGUGGUACGCGGCGUCGUUCGGCGCACCCGUCGCGCGUGCCGAGGGCCUGGGCUGGAUGCAGGAGCUCACGGCGCGCCUGACGCACACGCCGCUCACGCAGUUCAACUCGUCGGUCAACUCGACGCUGCACAACGACAUCCACUUCCCCGUCAGCGACCCGCUCUACGUGGACUUCACCCACGACACGACUUUCGCGCAGCUGCUUCCAACGCUGAACCUGACGACCUUUGCGUCGCAAGGACCGCCUCCUCUUGACCACAUCCCGAAGGACUGGCCCUUCGUGUCCUCUAAGUUUGCUCCGUUCGCCACCAACUUGCAAGUGCAGGUGCUCUCGUGUGCGGCGCACAGAAAGGCGUCGGCGGACGAAGACGACAAGCCGAGCUGGUGGCCGUUCAAGCCGGCCGAUGAUGAAGAGACUGUCGAGACUCGGUUCGACAAGCGCGAUGAUGACGACGACGAAGGCGCUGACGAAACGCCCGAGCCGACUGACAAGGGUCGCUUCGUACGCAUCAUCCUCAACGACGCACCUGUCCCGUUGACCGGUAUCAAUGGGUGCAAGAAGGACCGCGACGGGCUGUGCGAGAUCGAAGCGUUCGUGUCGAGCAUGCACGCGCUCAUUGGCGAGACGGACUUUGCGCAGGCCUGCCACGACGACUAUGACUUCCACGCCGAGGUCAUGGACGGGCGGCCGCUGUAA
Molecule: messenger RNA, 1929 nt
Organism: Cutaneotrichosporon cavernicola
Lineage: Eukaryota; Fungi; Basidiomycota; Tremellomycetes; Trichosporonales; Trichosporonaceae
Exons: 7
Coding region: 1-1929 (642 amino acids)
Molecular function (GO): acid phosphatase activity
Source: RefSeq, a predicted model, not a curated record